AUGGUCUUUAUGCAAUUCAUGCGUCAAAAUCUUGCUUUGGCUCCUCUCUUUGCCAUUGCUGGUGCCGGCUGUGCUGCCGCUGUUACAUAUCCACUCUACUUGCUUAAGACUCAUCCUGAAAUCCAAAUUGACAAGAAGAAUAACCCAUACCCUUGGCAAAGUGUCCAACAACACCAAAACAUCAAGUUGAUCAAUGCAACUCCUGCUUUCUAUGAAGGUCGCAGAGAGCUUAAGCGCCCUCAAUACUAA
This is a messenger RNA of Mucor velutinosus, 249 nucleotides long. RefSeq lists its product as uncharacterized. The coding region runs from base 1 to 249 and encodes 82 amino acids. The transcript has 4 exons. Lineage: Eukaryota; Fungi; Mucoromycota; Mucoromycetes; Mucorales; Mucoraceae. The record is from RefSeq and is a predicted model, not a curated record.